GUAAAAUGAUGAAGAAAUAGGAUCAGUAAAUGUGAAAUCCCUAUAAAUUGAACCAUUUUAAGCUUCCAUUUUUAUUUGAUUUUUUUUUUUAGCAAAGCGUUAAUUUAGAACUGUCUGUGAGAAAUUAUUGUGGAAGAUGACGGUUGAGCACCCCUAGUUACGCAAUGGGUUAGUUCAUCAUUACUGUACAGCGGAAGGAGGAGGACGUCAAUAUACAACAGCUUAUUUAUCCCACCAGGAGAAAUUCAUACUAUGUGGCUACCUAGGUAACUACCAAGUUAAAAAUCCACGACACAAUGCAAGCAUAGAUGACAACCCACCCCUCUAAACAGACCAACCACUUCAACUUUAAACAAUUCUCUCAUCCAACAUCCCAGUCCUCUCUUCAAUGCCUAACAGUGGGGAUAGUUCAGGACCUAAUGUAUCUGGGAGUGAGCCAGGCGACCAGGCUAUGCCCUUGUCCCAGCGACCCCCACCCCCUGACAGAGAGGAUGACCAACGCGGCCUACUGACCACUCUCACCCGGGACUCCCUGAGGACCCGGAGAGCCUCCAGCGCUGAGCUCCAGCUCCCGUGGACCUGCCCUGUCACUCACUCCAGGGAGAAGUUCUACACGGUCUGCUCAGACUACGCCCUCCUCAACCAGGCUGCCUCUCUCUACCGGCUCCCCAGCACCCCCAGAGAGGUGGCCCACAGCAAGCAGGAUGGCAGCGGGACCCCAUUAGUGAAGUCCAACACUGUGGACCUGUCUCAGGGUCAGGGGCAGCCUGCAGGUGUAGAGGAGGCUUCAGAUGAAGACUUUGACAUGGAGGGGGUGUCCUGCAGCAACACCAAGCCUAUCCUGGCUUGGGAGAUUGAUACCACUAACUUUGAUGCUGUGCUAACUCGAAAGCCCAGGACAAGUAAGCAAAAUCAAUAACCUAAAUAAUAUAUAGUAUAAAACAGGGGUUCUGCUUGCUUUUGGAGACAUCAUUUCCAGUAUGUUUUUAGUCUCAUGAAUAUGCUUUGAAUGACUUAGUAUUGUUCUCAUGCUGAUUCAUCUGUUACUAAGAAAUAUGUGCCUGUAACUGUUGUUCAGACCAUCUGUUGUUGGUACCGUGGGAAUCGUAAGUAUU
Oncorhynchus gorbuscha (pink salmon) is the source of this 1115-nucleotide messenger RNA. RefSeq names its product basic immunoglobulin-like variable motif-containing protein. The transcript has 2 exons. NCBI's taxonomy places the organism in Eukaryota, Metazoa, Chordata, Actinopteri, Salmoniformes, Salmonidae. The coding region runs from base 389 to 919 and encodes 176 amino acids. The record is from RefSeq and is a predicted model, not a curated record.